AGAACCGUUAUUCAGAGGUUGCGCACGAGGGCUGCUUGAUGCGCGCUCGCGCCGCUGGGACACUGGUGUCGGGGUUAGUGCUCGCUGUCAGGUGGACUCGGAAAACUCCGUGUAAAUGGAAAAAAUGUUUGAUAAUUGGUGAUGCUUUCUGUCAAGAAUGUUUAAUAGGUUUAACACGAGUGAAAACGGCGGUGCGGAAUUCUGUCUGAGUUUGUGUGGAGAAUUAACUAGCGAGUCUACUAUGGCUGGUUUGGAUGAGUCUGAAGUCGGUGAGAAAGUCUUAAGUUAAAGAUCGGCUGAGUUUUUCAGAAUCAUCUCAUUCAUUGGGACAUGGGACCAGAAGACGUCCAUCAGAUGGAGCAAGCACAAAACUCCAAGAGCUUUAGGGUUGUUCUCUGCCUCUGUCCCCCAGAACGCACAGAAAUGCGAACAGCAGAGACGAGAGCCUCCAUCAGAGUUAUCGGGAUGAACAGAGUGACUGUUGACACUGGCAGAGGUCACAGGCCACACGUCCUGGAUUUUGAUGCUGUUUGGAGUGAAGGGGCUUCGCCAAAAGACAUCUAUGAUUCAACGACAAAGUCCUUGGUGGAGUAUGUGAUGAAGGGGUAUAAUGGCUGUGUUAUAUUGUAUGGACAAUCCACCAGCGGAGAGACACACCCAGUUCAAGCCUGCAUCACCAGACAGAGGGGCAUAAUCAGCCGUACUGCUGAGGACAUCUUUAAUUCUCCUGAAGCUUCACACUGCAGAGUCAGAGUGUCCUGUUAUCACAUCUCUAAUGAAAAGAUAUACGACCUGUUGGAGCCUCAGGUGAGUGAGGUGUGCCGUAUCCACGACACAGAGGAAGUGGUGCUUCUGGAGGGGUUGAGAGAGCUGGAGGUCGGCUCCGCUCAGGAACUGAUGGACGUGUACCACAGUGGGAUCACCCACAGGAACACAGGUGCCUCUAAAGGAGAUUUUGCCAGCAAGUCUCACAUGAUGUUCAACAUUAUGGUCUUAAACAUGAGAGGCAAGUCUGAUAAAGAAGGAGUUUUGAUAGCCAGCAAACUUACUCUGGUGGAUCUCGCAAUUUCAGGCAAAUCUGCAUACAAUAGUUCUGCAGUUCUGGAUAUGAGAAGAAGUUUCCAUGUGGCUCAAGAAAACCUUCAGGAGGCCAAAACAAUUAAAAGAUCCCUUACAAUCUUUAGAAAUGUGAUAUAUUCUCUGAGCAGUACAGGCAUUCAACACAUUCCAUACAGAGAGUCCAAACUCACUCGUGUUCUGAGAGACUGUCUCGGAGGAAACUGCCGGACAUGUCUUAUGGUCUCUGUGCCAACCCAGUCGUCCUCCGUCACUGAGACUAUGAGUUGCCUUCAGUUUGCUGCACAGGCUUUGAAUGUACCUUCACGGCCCAUACACACCUCCCAGAUCCGCUACACACCUGCACAGGUGCCAAACAUGUGGUCAGCAGAAAAGAACAGCCUUCUUCUUACUAGAACACAGAUCCUCCCACCGGUCAGUGCAGAUCGUAGAUCUCAAGCCUCCUUGCCGUCGAUUGUGAGCAGUCCUGGACCUCUCACUCAACUCAAAUCCAAACGCAGCCUGGAGGUUUCAGAGAGCCGCUCCUUCUUGCCACACCUAGAGAAACCCAGACCACCAGAACCAAGCGGAUAUCACGGCUGCGGAUCUCGGAUUACAGAAGAAAAGGGUGGAACAGUGGAUGUUUGCAUCGUGAAAAGUGCCAUCCCACUCUCCCGAUGCCUCUCUGGGUCUGUUUUUGCAGAGCCCCUUCACCGUCACUCUACUGAGAAAACUUUAUCCUCUCUCAGCUCCUCAUCUAUCCCUCCACUCCUCCCCGAGUGCCCCAACUGUAAACAGGAACGAAAGAUCAGGGAGGAAUACGACAAAUUUAUUAUUCAGGUGAAGCGAGAUCGAGACAGCCUGAGCCAGAGAGUGACAGAGCUGGAAAAAGAUCUGAAGAACAGAGGAGCAGAGCAGAGGGACAACGGAAGGGUGGAGAAAGACAAGCGAAGAGCGGAGAGAGACAUCGGAAGACAGGAGACAGCAACUGGAAGCGAUGAAACUGGGAAUGCGAAAAAGACUGAAGAUGAAGUGAGACAGAUCAGUAAACAGGGACAUGAAAGGGAAGCUGGAAAUGACCAAAUUGAAAAAGAGGUGAGUGAUAACAGAAGUCAGUACAGAGAGACACAGAAGGAGGGAGAAAAAGACACAGAAGGAGGGAGAGAAAGAGAGACACAGAAGGAGGGAGAAAAAGAUGAAGAAGGACAGAGAAGCCAGGAAAGUGAAGGAGAAAAAGAGAAUGACUCGACUGGAAAGGAAUCUCUUAGCACCUCACAUGGAGUAUCAGCGGUGCCAAAAAAUGCUGAGGAGGGUCUGCUAUCUGAGCUGAGCAUCCGAAAGGAGUAUGAAGAACUGAGGAAGAGUACAGCUCUGUCUAUCACACAGCUCCAAAAAGAAAAGGCUGAGCUGCUCUCCCACAUAGAUGACACCAAAAGCUGUUAUGAAAGAGUUUGUUUAGAGAAUGCAGAACUAAAAGCAAAACUCGAAGCCCUCUUGAAAGAAUCCAACUCCAGACCCUGCUCCGGUUGCAACGGUGACACGGACACACACGGCUCGAGUGCACACACCAACGUGCGCAACUCACACACAGACACACACUCCUCACACACACACACGGUCACCACUAACACGGAAAUGCUCGUUGUGUCACACAGUGUUUGUCAACAGUGCACCAGUGAGCUUCCUCAGGAUAAAGGGAAUAAGUGUUGCUUCAGCUCAUGUUCUGGCUUCCAUGAAUCAUCCGAACCGCCUGAGCCGACUUCACACACCUGCCGCUGUGAACCAACACUACACAAACCCAACCUCUACAAACAACUAAGGAGGGAGCACAGCCUGUUGCUCGACGUGAUGCUGGUGCUCUAUAAAAGAGAGUGGUUCCUGCAGGAUGCCAUGCCGUACGUCAGACGCACUCUUAAAAAAUGUGGGCUGACUCUGGAUGACUCAGACUGAGUGGUCUAUUUUCUGUGCUGGUGGGAGAACAAGAUCAGAUUUAAUUAGUUCAAUCAGAUUAGUUAAAACAAGUUCCGUCCUGAUCUCAGUGCUGCUUUCGAUACUGUAAUUUAUAGACAUGAUCAUUUCUGUCUCUCAGCUGUUGAUCUUACAGAUUUGUGCCACACACACACAUCUAGCACAGCAACUGUGAAACUGGGUGAUCUUCUGGGAUCGCUUCUUGGCUUUGUCCUCUAUUAUUUAGAUGCUAGAUUUGGGUCAUAUUAUCUUCCAUUUUUGUAAUACUGCUGAAAGAAAAAGCUGCAGAGACUUUCCCAUGCCUUUAUAACUGUUUGUUUGGAUUACUGUAAUUCUUUUAUUAUUGGAAUUCCAGCAAAAAGACUCACACAGCCCCCAGACACACACACACACACACACACACAUACCCAUUUAGAAUUCUACUUAGAGAUCCUCUACCUACAGUAUACAAAGCAAAAACCUUUCUUCUUUAUCUUCAAUUAUCCUCUGAACACUUUAGGGAUGAACUGCAGUGCCACCUGUUUCCAAGACCUCGUCUGACCUCAGUACCUGACCUCAUUAAAUGCUCUUGUGGCUGAAUGAACACAGCCACGAUCCAAUAUCUAGUGGAAAACCUUCCCUGGAGAGUGGAGCUUAUUAUAACAGCAACAAAGAACUGGAAUGGGAUGUUCAACAAACACUUAUAUGACCAAGCUGGUGUUUGUAUACUUUUGGCCAUAUAGUGGAACCCUUUAUUUGGAACAACACCUUGAUGUUAAUUAUAAUGAGAGAAAACGAAGUUGCAACUCAGGCUCAAAUAACAUCUUUAAAGGACGGGUUGCUUGAUACUGAGAUAGUGAUAUUAAUCAUGCAUUUCUUUUUAAACAUCAGAGAAGUUAUUGACGCUGUGUGCUUCUAUUUUUAUGGGAAACAGGAUGUGACUUUUUUGCAGACAACCCCCCCCCCAACCACCAUCACCACGACUACACACACACACACACACAGAGCCAGGCAUGUUUUUCUAGCGGAAUGUCUAGAAGAAAAUGCAGAAUGUGUUUCAUAAGUUUGUUAGCUACUCUAGCAUAACUAUCACACAUUUACAUCUUUUAAAAUAUUUAAAAUGUUUCUCACUGUUAUUUUUAUUUAUUAUUCAUGAUUUCACUUGAACAUAUUGAAUUAUCCCUAAGUUGUUGGUUUUAGUUUUCUGUUGCCUUUCCGAACCCUCGUGUAACUGAAUUAGUAAUUUUUUCUGCGAUUGAAUAGGACCAAAACAAAACAAUCUGAAAUGAUUUAUUUUUAUGUAUACAGUCAUUCUUGAUAUCUAUGCUUGCAAAUUAGGACUAUUAUGACAUUGUUUACUUCCAUUACCACAGUCCUAGUCAGUUUAACCAGAGGUUUCUUGGUAACCAAACCUGGGAAACACACUGGUGCUCUUACUUGCCUCUUGGGUGAGCUAAUAAAUUUAUCAUAUAUCCACCCAAAAAAUGAGGUUCCACUGAAUUUGAGCUCCUGGCAGUCUUUAGUUUUACUCUAAUUAUCCUCUAUGAGAGGUAGGCCAUUGUGUGUUGUAGCUACUAAUUCCCCAUUACAUUUCCACCUUUUAUUUUAUUUUAUUUUAUUUUAUUUUAUUUUAUUUUAUUUUAUUUUAUUUUAUUUUAUUUUAUUUUAUUUUAUUUUAUUUACUGUUCAUUUUAUUUACUGGUUGUUGGUUUCUUCAGUCCAUCUCUGUACAUUAAUGUGAAUGAAUGACUAAAUCUGAUGGAUCUGAUGGAAAA
Messenger RNA from Hemibagrus wyckioides, 4778 nucleotides. RefSeq lists its product as uncharacterized. Gene Ontology annotation, cellular component: kinesin complex; microtubule. The transcript is spliced from 21 exons. Gene Ontology annotation, molecular function: ATP binding; ATP hydrolysis activity; microtubule binding. Bases 331 to 3006 code for a protein of 891 amino acids. The record is from RefSeq and is a predicted model, not a curated record. NCBI's taxonomy places the organism in Eukaryota, Metazoa, Chordata, Actinopteri, Siluriformes, Bagridae. Gene Ontology annotation, biological process: microtubule-based movement.